Molecule: messenger RNA, 366 nt
Organism: Paracoccidioides lutzii Pb01
Exons: 2
Coding region: 1-366 (121 amino acids)
Source: RefSeq, a predicted model, not a curated record
AUGAUGAGAAAAGAACCGGACGCCGAACCCACCAAACCGUCUGACUCAACAGGAGAAGCAUUGGAAGUUUCCCAAGUGGUAUUGGAUGACAAAGGUGCUGUUCUCGGCAUUGAUGCUACUUCCGGACCGGAGGAAAAGCAGAAAAAGCCAGAGGCAAGAAGAGUUAGAAAGAAGCCUCAGCCAGCAGUUGCUCCAGUGGUGAUGAAAGGUGAAGAGAAUUUUCAAUGGGUUGAUAUAGCUCCUAAGCUAGAAAAUCAGCAAAGAAUGCCGCCUGCAAAAAAGAGUAAGAAGAUCGCCCAGCCAGCGGGGGCUCCAGCAGUAUCGGUCAAUGAAGGAGUUAUACCGGGGGAUCAAUGUAGCCCCUAA